This is a messenger RNA of Notothenia coriiceps (black rockcod), 416 nucleotides long. RefSeq names its product cyclin-dependent kinase 18-like. The record is from RefSeq and is a predicted model, not a curated record. Gene Ontology annotation, cellular component: nucleus; cytoplasm. Gene Ontology annotation, biological process: protein phosphorylation. The annotation marks the transcript as partial. The transcript has 5 exons. Gene Ontology annotation, molecular function: cyclin-dependent protein serine/threonine kinase activity; ATP binding. NCBI's taxonomy places the organism in Eukaryota, Metazoa, Chordata, Actinopteri, Perciformes, Nototheniidae.
GGGCGUGGGCUGCAUCAUGUUCGAGAUGGCAACAGGUCGUCCAAUGUUUCCUGGGGCCACGGUGAAGGAGGAGCUACACUUAAUCUUUAGGCUUGUGGGCACUCCAACCGAAGAGACUUGGCCUGGUAUCAGUAGUAAUGAGGAGUUUAGGUCUUACCUGUUUCCUCAAUACAGACCUCAAGCUCUCAUCAACCAUGUGCCCAGGUUGGACACAGAAGGGAUCGACAUGCUGACUGCUCUGCUGCUGUACGACAACAGGAGCAGAGUCUCUGCUGAAGCCUCUCCACGAUACCCCUACUUCACCAGUCUGGGAAAUAAUAUACAUAAUUUGGCAGACACUGCUUCAGUGUUUUCCCUCAAAGAGCUCCAGCUCCAGAAGGACCCAGGCCACCGCAGCUCAGUGUUUCAGCCUUUAG